UUCCACUCACAGCCAGGCACUUCAUUUCAUUCCAUUUCCCGUGCACUUUUUACUUUCUGGCAAACUCAUUUUUUACACGCUCCCCCCGGAAAAAUCGAAAAAAGUAGUACGGCAUUCGGAACGCUCGCAACUUACCGGCAGGGGAAUAGAAAAUCAAGUGAAAUCGUGUUCAUCCAGCCAACCAUACAUUCUCCACACAACUUAAAGGCAUCAUCUCCUUUCGCAGUGAUUGCGAAUUCACAGGAUGCUCGGCACUUUCAAGAUGCGAUCUGUUCUGCAGACUCAAAAGAUAUUGCGAUCGAUGUGCCAUGAUUCGCAACGCAUUAAGGCGCAGUUUCUUCUCCAAAAUGGAGAGUCCCCUUCCAAUGUUGAGGAGGUCGAACAGGAUAAGGAGGAGCAGGCCGUGGCGGAGCCACGCCCCCGCACACCCUUGCGCAAUCCACUAAGUCGACGCAACACUGUGAACAGCUCUCGACUCCAGUACAUUAAUGACAAAUACAAGGAGCUGGCCAACGAGGUGGAGUUGCGCAAACCGAAGGCCAAGCCAUUUGUGUCCCGCCACGCCCUCCAUUCGGGGCGGUUUGAUAAGUAGGACCCCAGUCUCCAAGCCUCGCAGCCCCUUUUCCAAGUGAUCGAAAAUGAUGACUUCGAAAGUUGCAUUCUUUUCCGUUUAAAACAAAAAUAGAGGAUACUCCUCCGUCAACUGUUUGAUAAAUCGCUUCCCUUCCUGUUAAAUCGCAAUUUCAAAAGCUAAUAAAUGGGCUAAGACAACAUAA
Molecule: messenger RNA, 776 nt
Organism: Drosophila sechellia
Lineage: Eukaryota; Metazoa; Arthropoda; Insecta; Diptera; Drosophilidae
Exons: 2
Coding region: 245-592 (115 amino acids)
Source: RefSeq, a predicted model, not a curated record